Molecule: messenger RNA, 1332 nt
Organism: Alternaria triticimaculans
Lineage: Eukaryota; Fungi; Ascomycota; Dothideomycetes; Pleosporales; Pleosporaceae
Exons: 3
Coding region: 1-1332 (443 amino acids)
Molecular function (GO): hydrolase activity, acting on carbon-nitrogen (but not peptide) bonds, in cyclic amidines
Source: RefSeq, a predicted model, not a curated record
AUGGAGGACCAAAAGUCAAAGAAACCUCUCAGAAGAAUUACCAACGUGCGUAUACCGGAUAAACCGUCGUCGACACUCUGGGACAUCACGAUCAACGAUGGGAGAAUUGCUUCGGUAGACAGCCAUGUCAAGGAUUCGGACGGGCGCAGUGAAGACACGCUAGAUGGAGGCAAUCGUCUCAUAGCGCCAUCGCUUUGUCAUGCCCACAUUCACCUUGACAAGUGCUUCCUCCUACAAGACCCGAAAUUCAGCGACUUACAGAUCGAGAGCGGCGACUUCACGGAAGCCAUGUCGAUGACGGGUGAGGCUAAGUCAAGGUUUGAGGAAGAUGAUCUCCUGAGGAGGGGCGCGCGUCUUAUCGAAGAGAGUGUCCAACAUGGUGUGACCGCUAUGCGGGCGUUUGUAGAAGUGGACGGGGUGGUGCACAUGAAAUGUUUGGACGCAGGUCUCAAGCUGAAAGAAAUGUUCAAGGACCGAUGCGAAGUGCAGAUCUGCGCGUUCGCCCAGCUCCCGCUGUUUACUGGCCAAGACGGGGGCGAGGAAGUAAGGAAGCUGAUGACUAGCGCUGCUUCGUAUGAGAAAGUGGAUGUACUCGGAAGCACGCCAUAUGUCGAGGAUGAUGAACAAAAGCCCAAGGAUAACGUGAAAUGGAUCACGCAGUUAGCACUUAAAUACCAGAAGCAUCUAGAUCUCCAUCUUGACUACUUCCUGGAAGAAGACAAGAAGCCACUGGUCUGGGAUACCCUGGACAUGUUCAAAGAGCUCAAAUGGAAAGAAAAGGCGGGAGACAGGCAAAUUACGCUAGGACAUUGCACCAGAUUGACGAGAUUCCGGAACGACGAGUGGACGCAUCUGAGACAAGAAGUAGGCGACCUGCCAAUCUCUUUCGUAGGCCUGCCAACCUCCGACCUGUUCAUGAUGCGAACACCAGAGAAUGUGCGCGGGACUCUGCCGGUCGUUGAACUCAUCAACGAGUACGGGUUCAAUGCUGCCAUUGCCGUUAAUAACGUGGGCAACGCGUUCACACCGUACGGGAACUGCGAUCCUCUGAGCAUUGCAUCACUAGGUGUCGGUCUUUACCAAGCUGGUACAAAGAAAGACGCUGAACUCCUAUAUGAAACCGUAUCUACACGGGCAAAGACCGCUAUUGGCUGCGAUUCGACGUCUCUCGCCCUAAAUCCGGGUCAGCCUGCCGACUUUGUGUUGUUCGACCGAAUGGACAGUGGCUGGCACUGCAGAAAGAGCGUGGUAGAGGUGGUGUAUGAUGCCGGCCAUACUCGCCAAACGGUUUUCAGAGGCCGCUUGAUUGCAUCGAAAGAUACACGAACGUAA